This is a messenger RNA of Striga asiatica, 2964 nucleotides long. Lineage: Eukaryota; Viridiplantae; Streptophyta; Magnoliopsida; Lamiales; Orobanchaceae. The record is from the annotation of a GenBank genome assembly.
GGAAAAUCAGAACAGAACAGAAACAUCGUCACACAGACAGUCCCUUGUUUUCUUUUUCCUCCCAUGUCCCCAAAAUCGACCACCUUUGUAUAUUAUCUUGCAUUAAUUAAUCAAACAUCUCAAGAGUUUUGAAUCCCAUCAGGUGUAAUAGUGAACAAAAAAACAGUCCACCACUGCUCUUUCUUUUAUGGGCGUCUUUCCUCUGUUGUUCUGAAUAAUCAGCACAAGAACAAGAACCCUUUGUUUAUGCUUGGUCUUCGAGUGUUCAGGCUGAAAAAGUGAAGCUUGACUGCAGCUCAUCAUGAGGGAAGAAAUCCCAUCUGCUAAUAACCCUAAAGCUUCCAACUUUGCUGAUCAAAACCAGCCUCCGAAAAACAACAAUGGAAAUGCGAAGGCAAACAGUAAUGUCCCAAAGAUGAAAUCUUCGUGGGGCUCGAACAUAGUAAAAGGGUUUUCAGGCGACAAAAAGACCAAAACCAGAGUAGUCCACGUCACAGCUCAGACCAAAAAACCGCCGCUCACUGGCGCUGACGUGGCGAACCAGAGAAAUAAUCAUCAGCCGCCUUCGGUCUCGAAUUCGAGGAUCAAAAGAUCCCUCAUUGGUGACCUCUCGUGCUCGAUAAACGCUACCCAAGUGCACCCUCAGACAAUUCACAGCAAGACUAAAUCUUUUACAGCUUCUUCGGAGGAUCUUUUUCUCGAAAUCGAUCACUUGAGGAACUUGCUGCAAGAAUCCAAGGACAGGGAGGUCAUUUUGCAAGCCGAGCUUUCGGAGUGUACGAAGAAGGAGGUCGAGAGGGAGCUUGAAUCGAAAAGGAGUGAAGUUAAUGGACUUCUCAAGAAAGUGGGUUUGCUCGAAGGAGAAAAGGCAAAUCUUUUGUCUCAGGUUGAGGCCUUGAAUUCUGUAAUGGGAAAAAAGCAAGAUGAGAUUUUGAUAACUGAGGUACAUGAUGAUGAUUUGAGUAGUGUGGAGAUGGAGGUUUUAGAGUUGAGGCGCUUGAACAAGGAGCUGCAGCUUCAAACGAGAACUCUUUCUGGGAGGAUUGCAACCUUGGAAGCCCAAUUAGCUGCCCUUUCUAAAGUUCAUGAGAGUAACACUGUGGAGCAAAUUAAGGCAGAGGCCUCUUUGCUAAGGCACACCAAUGAAGACCUCAGCAAGCAAGUCGAAGGUCUUCAAAUAAGUCGGAUGAACGAAGUUGAAGAACUAGCUUAUCUAAGAUGGGUCAACUCAUGUUUAAGAGAUGAAUUAAGAAGUUGUUCUAACAACAAUCUUUCUGAUAAGCACUCAUCAAGCCCAGAAUCCAUUUGCUUUUCGCCUUAUCCAGUUGAGGAAGAAGAUUCUGAUGACAACAACAACACGGCCACUAAGAGGCAGCUGUACCUUGUCAAAAAGUUCAAAAAAUGGCCGAUUACCGAUGAAGACUUGCAACAAAUAAAGAACCGGAACUUUACAUGGGACGAACAAAAGAGUUCGGCAAGAAGGCACUCUAUUAGUGGAACAAAUUGCUGUCCAAAAGAUUUAGCAUUUAAUAAUAAAAAGAGACAGUCGGAUAGCUUUAUAUGCUCGAAAGAGGCAUUAGUUUCGGAAAAAUACGACUUGGAAGUAGUAAGCAACCGUGCCCGAGUUUAUUCGACGGCCUCUUUAGAUGUUGUUGAGAAAAAAAGGGCUUUGAGAAUUGCUAAUCCUCCUCCGAGACCUUCUUGCAGUGAUUCAAGAGAAUUAAUAAAGCAAGAAACUUUUUUGGCUUCUUCUUCCGGUUUUCCCCCUUCAGCUCCUCCUCCACCCCCACCACCUCCUCAAAGACUAAUGGUGGCUCGGGCCACAACGGGCGGGAAAGUUCAGCGGGCCCCACAGGUAGUCGAGUUUUACCACUCGCUCAUGAAGAGAGAAUCGAGAAAGGACUGCUUGAAUUCGGGGACUACGGAUGAAUUAAGUGUAGCGAAUGUUCGGAGUAGCAUGAUAGACGAAAUUGAGAACCGUUCGUCUCAUUUGCUUGCGAUAAAGGCAGAUGUUGAGACUCAAGGAGAAUUUGUGAACUCUCUAAUACAAGAGGUCAACAGCGCGGUUUACCGAUAUAUUGAGGAUGUUGUUGCGUUCGUGAAGUGGCUUGAUGAUGAACUCUGCUUUCUCGUGGAUGAAAGGGCAGUUUUGAAACACUUUGAAUGGCCGGAAAAGAAAGCGGACACUUUACGUGAGGCGGCAUUUGGAUACAGAGAUCUGAAAAGGUUGGAGCAAGAAGUUAUAAAUUACAAAGAUGAUCCUCAUUUGCCAUGUGAUCUUGCAUUAAAGAAAAUUGCAGCUUUGUCCGAAAGAAUGGAACGUACUGUGCAUGAUAUUCUCCGAACAAGAGAUUCACUAAUGAGGCACUGCAAGGAGUUCCACAUCCCGACAGACUGGAUGUUGGACAUGGGAAUAUUAAGCAAGAUAAAGUUUGGCUCGGUGAAGUUGGCGAAAAUGUACAUGAAGAGAGUGGCAAUGGAACUUCAGUCCAAGGGAGGAGGAGUACCACCCGAUAAUAAUAAAGAUUCGUCCUUGGAUUAUAUGUUACUUCAGGGCGUAAGAUUUGCUUUUCGAAUUCAUCAGUUUGCUGGAGGAUUUGAUUCUGAGACAAUGCACGCGUUUGAGGAGCUUCGAGACCUUGCUGUUGUUUUGAAUAAAAGCAGAGAUUGAAAAGGGAUAUAUGAUAUUUCUUGUGUUGAAAGAUGUGUUAUAUAUCUACUCUGUCUUUUGGCUUACCUUCUCGGUGAGCGUAAAAAGCUUAACGUAUGAAGAAGAAGAAUAUUAUAAUUUUGCUAAGCUAGAGUGGUUUGGAGAAUUUUUCAUUGUAUUUUUACUCUUUUAACGAGUCGUGUUUUGAAGGCAUUGUUCAGUCAAUUUGAAUUGAAUGAGAGAAUAAGCGUGACUGAAUUUUUUGCUGAAUUUUCUGAAUUUGGGUGAACUAAAAACUCAAAUAAACUACAUCG